UUACUGUUCCUAUUCGUCGUUCAUCUAGUAUAUCAAAAGAAUUAGCCAAUCUAUCAAUUUAUCAUGAUUCUCAAAUAACUAGUGGGAGAACAGGAUCGUUUUCUGAUAUUGAAGGUGCUCGUUCAUCAUCAUUUGGUAAUCAUCCAUAUAAUAAUCCACCAUCAUCAACAAUUGGUCAAACAGUAACUGAUAGCUUACCAUUAGAUCGUCUCCGUCCACGAACAAAAUCAGCUCAUCAAUCAAAUGCAAUACGACAAUCAAAACAAUUACAAAAAGUUCCUGAAGUCAUUCAAGCUUUACGUGCUCCAACAGCUAAUAAUGGUGGAAGAUCAGAACCAUCAGCAACUGAAGAACUUUAUCGAUCACGUUUAUUACGUUGUAAUUUUCUUUUAAAACCUGAUGCAGUUGGUUAUGAAUAUGCAAGACGUAUACAAGAAAUAAGUCAUGCAACUUAUACAUAUAUAACUAAUAGUAAUAAUACGAAUACGAAUUAUUUUGAUCAUGAUAAUGUUUCAAUGAUUAGUAAACAAGAUGAUUUUUUAUCACCAUUUCAUACAUAUAUAUCAAAAUUUUAUAAGAAAAUGUAUGAAGCACAUAGUAUAAGUAAUCAACAAGUGGAUAAAUUUACAACCGACGAUGGAAAAUUUUGUUUGGAACAACGUGAUUUAGAUGAUGCUGAUGAAGAUGGACAUACAAUUUAUCGUGGUUUAGCUGUACCAGUCGAUAUCCGACAAGUUGUUGAGAUAUCCGAUGGUUAUAAUUUGAAUUUUGAAACUUGGUCUGAUCUUGUUCGUGCACGUUCCCGUGCUAAUACAAAUGCUGAUCAAAUACGUACACGUAGUACUACGAAUGCAUCAAAUAGUUCUGGAGGUUAUUAUUUCUUAUUAAAUUUCUUAUAA
Molecule: messenger RNA, 899 nt
Organism: Adineta steineri
Lineage: Eukaryota; Metazoa; Rotifera; Eurotatoria; Adinetida; Adinetidae
Source: the annotation of a GenBank genome assembly